Strongylocentrotus purpuratus (purple sea urchin) is the source of this 2014-nucleotide messenger RNA. Its product is annotated as ADP-ribosylation factor GTPase-activating protein 2. The record is from RefSeq and is a predicted model, not a curated record. NCBI's taxonomy places the organism in Eukaryota, Metazoa, Echinodermata, Echinoidea, Camarodonta, Strongylocentrotidae. The transcript has 13 exons. The coding region runs from base 59 to 1693 and encodes 544 amino acids. Gene Ontology annotation, biological process: COPI coating of Golgi vesicle. Gene Ontology annotation, molecular function: GTPase activator activity.
UAGUAAUCUAUUCUACGUCAUCAAUAUUACACGACGACUUCUGAAACGAUACGGAAAAAUGGCUGGUGGUCCCACAAAAUCCGAUAUUCAGACAAUUUUCAAACGUCUACGAUCGAUUCCAACAAACAAAAUAUGCUUUGACUGCAAUGCCAAAAACCCAACAUGGGCUAGUGUUACGUAUGGUGUAUUCCUCUGUAUAGACUGUUCAGCAACGCAUAGAUCACUUGGUGUCCAUUUAACAUUUAUCAGAUCAACUCAAUUAGAUACAUCAUGGACAUGGGCUCAGUUACGUGCAAUGCAAGUUGGAGGCAACGCCAAUGCAGUUGCCUACUUCAGACAGCACGGAGCCUCCACCAACGAUGCUCAAGCCAAGUACAAUAGCAGAGCUGCCACACUCUACAAGUCCAAGAUCAAGGAACUAGUUGCAGCCGCCAUCAGAAAAUAUGGCACAGAGCUUCAUCUCGAGGACUUUGUGCAGUCCCCUCAACAGAAGGAAGUAGACUUCUUUGAGGAACAUGUCGAUGCGCCCUCUAACAUCACACCGAUCCCUGCAGAAACAAGCAACGGCACGUUAACUAGCGCUCAAGAAUUGGUCCAAAAAGUUCCAGUACCGUCGGCUUCGCCCAAACCAGCUGUAGAAGAACCUGCGGGAGCACCUAACGUGGAAGCAGCCCUCAGUACGUCGCCCUCCCAGGUCAAGGUGGAGCCAAGGAAACCCACCAUCGGACAGAGGAAACCAGCAAGUGCAAAGAAAGGGCUUGGAGUGAAGAAGAGCAAAGGUCUUGGAGCCCAGAAGGUGAAGGCAAACUUUGAUGACAUUGAAUCCCAGGCCUUGCAGCAGGAUAAGAUGAGGGAAGAGAGCGCAAAGAUGAUGGAGCUUCAGAAGACCAAGACAAAAGAGGACGAAGAAGCAAGGACGGCAUCCAUGCGUCUUGCAUACAAGGACAUGUCAGUAGAGAUGAAGAAACAAGAAGAUAAACUGAAGAAAGAGGAUCCCCACAAAGCUAAACAGAUGGAACGUCUUGGAAUGGGGUAUGCUGGUAGAGGUGGAGUAUCACAUUCAGCUAUGAACGAUAUGCAGACCAUUGAGCAGGUCAAUCCAGUCAAAUCGGGCGGCGGCGGUGGCAGCCGGACAAAAUCAAGGGAUUUCUUUGAUGAAUACGACUCUGGCUUCUCACGGGGUUCAUCUUCUUCCUCAUCAAGGGGCUUCAAGGACUCUAGCUCCGCCUCUUUCUGGGGCGAUGAGAAAGACGAUGAGAAAACCACAGAUUCCAGCUGGGACAUCAUCGACAAGAGUGAAACGAGGCAAAGCAGUUAUGACAGCAUAGCUCCUCUGGAGUCCAGGACCAAACCCCCGACCAGAAAGACCGACUAUGACUCUGGAGCUUCGUCAAGCGAAGCCUUGAAGCGUUUCGCUAACGCCAAGAGCAUAUCGUCAGACCAAUACCACAACUUGGAUAAGAAUUCUGGAUCUGAUACUCAUGAGGACCAGCAACGGGCUGCCCAGUUCGCGAACGCGAAAUCCAUAUCAAGCGACGAAUACUUCGGGAGGACAGCGGCGAGGGGGUCCACCGGAGCUGAUCUGGGGGCCAUAAAGGACGGGAUGAAGGACGGCGUCAACCAAGUCGCCGGCAAACUGUCCCGCAUGGCCAACGGACUUGUCAACUCUAUACAGGAUCACUACGGUUAUUGAUGAAAACGUGUCUAGUCUACCCCCAUCCAAGUGUCUUUGUAAGUCUCCUAGAGCCAUCAAGAAUUCAAUCGAGACAGAACACGAGAAAUGCUCAUCAGGACACACGCAACUAGCCAAACUCUGAAACCAAUCAGUUUUCCUGAUAUAAUGAAGUAACUUAUCAGCAACAAACGCCUUUAAGAGUUGUUCACUCCUGACCGAUGUAAACUGAGAAAUGCACAAUAGGCCUGUCCUCAUCAGCUCGAGAUUGUCAAAUAUCUUGCUAUUUGAACUAUCCCGAUCGCAAAUUAUCAAGUUAUUUUGCGUCUUCAUCAGCCCGAA